Molecule: messenger RNA, 948 nt
Organism: Pteropus alecto (black flying fox)
Lineage: Eukaryota; Metazoa; Chordata; Mammalia; Chiroptera; Pteropodidae
Product: olfactory receptor 13H1-like
Biological process (GO): G protein-coupled receptor signaling pathway
Cellular component (GO): membrane
Molecular function (GO): G protein-coupled receptor activity; olfactory receptor activity
Source: RefSeq, a predicted model, not a curated record
AUGACCCAUAUUUUCCCACCCAGCCAGGGUUUUGGAAGGAGCAUGGAUGGCCAGAACAGCACAGAGGAGGUCUAUUUCAUUCUGCUUGGGCUCUCCCAGCACUCACGGGCUCAGAUAGCCUUCUUCUGCCUGCUCCUCAUGUCCUAUGUAGUCACCCUCUUGGGGAACAGCCUUAUCUUGCUCCUUAUCUAUCAUGACCCCCAGCUCCACAUACCCAUGUACUUCUUCCUCAGCAACCUAUCCUUGGACAUGUGCUACACCACAUCCGGUGUGCCCCAGAUACUCAUCAACUGCUUGGUGACCACUCCUGUCAUCUCACUAGGACAGUGCAUGGCCCAGAUGGCCACAGGGCUCUAUCUAGAUGUUGUGGAGCGUCUUCUGCUGGCUGCCAUGGCUUAUGAUCGCUGUGUGGCCAUUGGUGACCCACUGUGCUACUCUAUGCACAUGGGGCCCCUGCUUUGUGGCCUGCUGACUGGGACCUCGUGGACUGCAGCCUUCUUGCUGACUGUGGUCCCCGUGCUGACCAUGCCCUUGGAGUUCUGUGGUCACCAUGUUAUCAAACAUUUCUCGUGUGAGUUCUUGGCCUUGUUCAGGCUUGCCUGUUCUGACCUGCAAUUCUACGAGUCCCUCAUGCUGGGCACCAGUGCCCUGACCUUGCUGGCUCCAUUUGCCUUCAUCGUGGCUUCCUAUGGCAAGAUCCUGGUGGCUGUGCUGCGGAUGAGGUCCACAGAGGGCCGCGGAUGAGGUCCACAGAGGGCCGGCAAGGUGUUCUCCACGUGCAGCUCUCACCUUGCGGUGGUGGCCCUGUUCUAUGGCACAGCCAUCUCCAUGUACAUGAUGCCUCAGGAUAAGACCACACACGACAGCGACAAGAUCAUUUCCAUGUUGUACAGGAUCCUCACCCCCAUGACGAACCCCCUCAUCUACAGUUGUGGAACAAGGACAUGA